This is a messenger RNA of Dentiscutata erythropus, 236 nucleotides long. NCBI's taxonomy places the organism in Eukaryota, Fungi, Glomeromycota, Glomeromycetes, Diversisporales, Gigasporaceae. The record is from the annotation of a GenBank genome assembly.
CAAUAGCUCUUGCAGAACAAAAACCAGAAGAUUUUGAACACAGAUAUUGGAUAGACAAAUUAAUCCAAAAACAAUUGCAAAAUGAAUUAGAAUUAAAACCAGACUUUAAUUUAACAAACUUCAGAUUAAUCCAACUAACCCCAAUAAAAACUAAAGACGUCAAAAAGGGAAUAAACCAAAAACUGCAAGAAAUAAAACAAAAAUAUUACCCAGAACAAUUGGAAAGGCUAUACCUA